AUGGCUAUGGCCGAUGGCAUGUCGUCGGCGGCACAGGGGACGGCGAAACAGCCCCCCUCGACCAUCCGAACCGCUCUCCCAUCUCGACGCAUGUCCCCCAAGGCCCGCGAAGGAGGGCAGUACGCUGUCGUGGAGCAGGCGAGAGGCCCCAGUCCAGUAGGCCGAGGCGAGAGCCUUGAGGGACCAGCGACCUUGCGGCCAAACUCCCGACGCAGUCCGUCGAGCGACGCCAUGUCGAGGUCACAGGCCAGGAGUCCGGUCUCAGUAUCCAGUGAUGGCUCCCCGAAAGACCCCGGCACCGUCAACGGCGACAACGUCUUCAUCAGGCCAGACGGGUCAAGUCUGCAGAAACCCCCUCAUCUGGUUGCUGCGGCACCAAGGACGGCUCCCCCAAAGAUUGCGCCAGCACCAGGCCCAGGCCCGAAAUAUCUCAGUGCUCCCGCUCCAACGUAUGUUACAGAGGAGCAGGCGCCAUCAGGCACCUGCCCUGGUGGUGGAAAGUGCAACGGUACCGGCGGUGCGGAAGGCUGCAGUGGUUGUCCUGCGUACAACAAUCGAGUAUCGAAGUCCGCCCAUCUAAACGUUCAGGGGCAAGGUGGUUGCGGUGGUGGCGGCGGCGGCGGUUCGUCUAGCCAAUCUCAGGGCGAACCCAUGGCCGUAGACGACCCUGUUGCUCCUGUCGAUAUCGCUGCUCUGCAAAUACAGCAAGCACAAAACCCGAAUCACACCGUUGUGAUCGCCUGCCAAAACUGCGGCACUACCAUCACCCCGCUAUGGAGACGAGACGAAAGUGGCCACACGAUCUGCAAUGCUUGCGGUCUUUACUACAAACUUCACGGAGUUCACCGGCCUGUGACUAUGAAGAAGUCGAUCAUCAAGAGACGGAAACGAGUGAUACCAUCUUCGUUUGGCGGCGAAUGGACAGAAGAGAUGCUGGAGGGUUCGGAGACGCAGAGCGUGGCACCAGAGGGAAGCCCGGAAAGGGGCACGAUGAACGAGGACGGAUCCAUCAAUUUGGGCUUUCGGCGUCGGGAAGAGAAUCCUGCCACCAUGCUUCCAGAUCCACUUAUGCGUCCAAAUCGACAGGGCUCGCCGCUGCCUUCGCAUGACUUGACUGCGUAUCAGUCUUCGGGUUCCCGAACUUCGAACCCCUAUCCGGGAUCGCUGAACGACGAUAACCGCCUUGCUCCGAUUACAUCGCUCGCCGCCAUGGGAGAACGCCAACCCUCUCUGUCACCUGGUUCUUUCUUGUCUCCAUCGAGGAAAAGAUCACUUUCUGCGGAAGGAAAUCCGUCUGGCGACGGCGGACCAGACACGUCCAAGCGACUAUCGUCCAUCAAGUCAAUCCUCAACCCCACAACGGCAGAUGACAACCCGGCGUACCACUCGGGUAGCGAUGACGCCGCGGAACAUUAUGCCCGAUCUGCUAUGUCGCCGGCCGCCUCCGCACCGAGUCCAGGAUCCUACUCGAAUGCUCACAUGACGCCUCUUCCAUCGCCUGGACCGAGCAGUCAGACGAGCAAUCCAGGGUUCAGACCAGAAAACGAAAGGGUCAAGGCGGAGAAGAGGGCAGCAUUGAUUCGGGAGGCUGAACGAAUGAGGGAGAUGUUGGCAGCGAAGGAGAAGGAGCUAGCGGACAUGGGAAACUACUGA
Molecule: messenger RNA, 1653 nt
Organism: Colletotrichum fioriniae
Lineage: Eukaryota; Fungi; Ascomycota; Sordariomycetes; Glomerellales; Glomerellaceae
Source: RefSeq, a predicted model, not a curated record